AUGUCUCUCCGGUUUUCUGGCGGAUCCAGGCACGUUAGCCUACAGUCAGGAUCCCUCAGGCCACCCAGCGGAGGCGCAGGAUUUGCAGGCGGCAGUGCGGGUGGCAGUUCGGCUGCUGGUAGUGGAUUUUCUUGGGCCUUAGGAGGGACACUGAGCGGUGGCCCCGGUGGGAGCCAUGCCGCUGGUGCCCUGGGAAAUGCUGGUGUGGGCUUCCCUGGAAACGAAGGAGGUCUCCUCUCUGGGAACGAGAAGGUCACCAUGCAGAAUCUUAACAACCGCUUGGCCUCUUACCUGGAUAACGUGAAGGCUCUGGAGGAGGCAAACGCUGAGCUAGAGAGACGGAUCAAGAACUGGCAUGAGAAAUACGGACCCGGUUCUUGCCGUGGACUCGACAACGACUACAGCCAGUAUCAUCUGACCAUCGAGGACCUUAAAAGCAAGAUUAUCUCUUCCACGGCUGCUAAUGCUAAUAUAAUUCUGCAGAUUGAUAAUGCCAGAUUGGCUGCUGACGACUUCCGACUAAAGUACGAAAAUGAACUCACCCUUCACCAAAAUGUAGAGGCGGAUAUCAACGGAUUGCGCCGUGUCCUUGACGAGCUGACCCUCUGCAGGACGGACCAGGAGCUGCAGUAUGAAUCCCUCAGUGAGGAGAUGACCUAUCUCAAGAAGAACCACGAAGAGGAAAUGAAGGUUCUGCAGUGCUCAGCGGGUGGCAACGUGAACGUGGAGAUGAACGCUGCCCCAGGCGUGGACCUCACCGUCCUGCUGAACAACAUGCGAGCCGAGUACGAGGCCCUGGCUGAGCAGAACCGCAGGGACGCCGAGGCAGGGUUCCAAGAAAAGAGUGCGACGCUGCAGCAGCAGAUCUCCAAUGACAUGGACGCAGUCACCUCGGCCAGGUCGGAGCUGACGGAGCUGAAGCGCUCCCUGCAGACUCUGGAAAUUGAGCUGCAGUCACUCUCAGCAACGAAACACUCACUGGAGUGCUCCCUGGCGGAGACCGAGGGCAACUACUGCUCUCAGCUGGCGCAGAUCCAGGCUCAGAUCAGCGCCCUGGAGGAGCAGCUGCACCAGGUCAGGACCGAGACCGAGGGCCAGAAGCUGGAACACGAGCAGCUGAUGGACAUCAAGGCCCACCUGGAGAAGGAGAUCGAGACCUACUGCCGCCUCAUCGACGGAGACGAAAAUACCUGCUCCGGUUCAAAGGGCUUUGAAUCUGGAAGCUCGGGGAAUUCAUCCAAAGAUUUGUCCAAAACCACACUGGUAAAGGCGGUGGUUGAAGAAAUAGAUCAGCGUGGGAAGGUCCUGUCCUCAAGGAUCCACUCCAUCGAGGAGAAGAUGUCUAAGAUGAGCAACGGCAAGGCUGAGCAGAGGGUUCCCUUCUAG
Molecule: messenger RNA, 1386 nt
Organism: Arvicola amphibius (Eurasian water vole)
Lineage: Eukaryota; Metazoa; Chordata; Mammalia; Rodentia; Cricetidae
Gene: Krt28
Product: keratin 28
Exons: 8
Coding region: 1-1386 (461 amino acids)
Biological process (GO): intermediate filament organization; hair follicle morphogenesis
Molecular function (GO): structural molecule activity
Source: RefSeq, a predicted model, not a curated record